Phaedon cochleariae (mustard beetle) is the source of this 2100-nucleotide messenger RNA. The record is from the annotation of a GenBank genome assembly. Lineage: Eukaryota; Metazoa; Arthropoda; Insecta; Coleoptera; Chrysomelidae.
ACACCUAUUCCUAUUAGGUUAUGUUUAUGUGAAUUUGUUUAUAAAGUUUUUGAUAUUAUUGUAUCUCAUAAUUUCAAUAUUAACAGCAAAAAUGGAGUCUGAAACGAACAAUGAAGCUAAACGCUUGCUUUGCUGUUUUAAAUCCGAAACUGGGGAAGUUGCAGGAGAUAUGAUGGACCUGCCACUGAACUGCAGUACUCAACAACUCACGUUGAUAUGCAAUGCUAUUUUACAACAAGAGGAACCUGUACCAUAUUUGUUUUACGUAAAUGACACAGAAAUUACACAUACUUUAGAAAAAGCUCUCAAUGUUGCCAAUUUGAAUACAGAAGGUAUAGUUGAUAUAAUCUAUCAGCAACAAGCUGUCUUCAAGGUGCGACCUGUUACAAGAUGUACAAGCUCUAUGCCUGGGCAUGCAGAGGCUGUAAUAUCAGUGAGCUUCAGUCCAGAUGGCAAACAUUUGGCUAGUGGUUCUGGUGAUACAACUGUUAGAUUUUGGGAUGUGACUACACAGACACCUAGUUACACAUGUAAAGCUCAUAACAAUUGGGUUUUGUGUAUAGCAUGGUCUCCUGAUAGUACCAAGCUGGCAUCUGCAUGCAAAGAUGGUAAAAUAAAUAUUUGGGACCCCUUUACUGGUAAACAAAUUGGAAAGACCAUGAUAGGGCACAAACAAUGGAUAACUAGUUUGAGUUGGGAGCCCUACCACAAAAACCCUGAUUGCAGACUUUUAGCUAGUUCCUCUAAAGAUUGUGAUGUCAGAAUAUGGGACACCACUUUGUGUACUACAGUUCUUACCAUUGCAGGGCAUACAAAGGGUGUUACUGUGGUGAAAUGGGGUGGUUCUGGUCUCAUUUAUACAGCCUCCCAGGACCGGACUGUGAAAGUAUGGAGAGCUAAUGAUGGUGUAUUGUGUAGAACUCUAGAGGGGCAUGCCCAUUGGGUGAACACACUGGCAUUGAGUACAGAUUAUAUAUUGAGGAUAGGAGCUUUUGACCCUAUCAAGGAUUCAAAUAAAGAUACAUUGAUGCCUGAUAAAAAGAAGUCACAAGAAUUUGCUCUCAAAAGAUUUUAUGAAGUGACUGAAGCCCUUGGUGAAAGACUAGUAUCUGGAUCAGAUGAUUUCACUUUGUUCCUUUGGAAUCCUGAAAAGGAUAAAAAACCAAUUGCUAGGCUCACAGGUCAUCAACAACUUGUUAAUGAUGUUAAAUUCUCCCCUGAUGGAAGAAUCUUAGCCUCUUCUUCAUUUGAUAAGUCCAUAAGGCUUUGGGAAGCAAAAACUGGGAAAUUCAUUUGCACUCUCAGAGGUCAUGUCCAAGCUGUUUACAUGGUGGCCUUCUCAGCUGAUUCUAGGUUGAUGGUAAGUGGCAGUGCUGAUUCUACAUUGAAAUUGUGGAAUCUAAAGACGAAAAAGUUGGAAAUUGACUUACCUGGACAUGCUGAUGAAGUUUAUGCUGUGGACUGGUCAACAGAUGGACUCAGAGUAGGAUCUGGAGGAAAGGACAAGGUCUUGAGGUUAUGGCAAAACUGAAUGUUUUAAGCAAAUAAAUUCUAGAUAUAUUCAAUUUAUUGAUUUCAUAAUUGAUAGUUAUCUUCUUUCAUAAAUACAAAAAUAUCUUGAAAUAAUUAAAUUCAAAUGAAGUGUAUUUGGGAUUUCUUCUCAUCAAGAAUUUGACAAAAAUCUGUGAAUUGAAAAUUCAAGAGACAAAACAAGACAAGAGAGGAGACACAAGACAAAUUGAGCAUUUUUCCUACAAUGCCCUCAAAAUGUUAUAAUUCUCAUUCAUUUAAACUGCAAUUAUUGAAGUUUGAGGUUUGAAUUUGCUAUUCAUAAUUUUAAAAAAUAUCCAUCUAAUGGAUGCUAGAAUUUUCUCAGCAAUGCUUAAAAUUUGUAAUUCACAAGCUUGUAAAUCAGAAGUAAACAUCAAAGUUUCAUGUGAAGUAAAAUAGGAAUAAAAAACUACUGAUGGUUUGAUAAAACUUAACUUUAAUGCAACAAAAUAUAACAAUAAUGAGAAAACAUUUGUGCAAAAUAAAUUAAAUAAAUAUAUAAUUUUUUGUUCUAAUACUUGCUCAACAUCAGAAUAAAUAUUUAAGUAC